AUGGCAAUUAUUUUAGACUCAUUCAUGUCUGAUCUUAACGAAUUAUCAAAUGAUGAAACUAAUGUUGUUGUAGAAGAAAUUUCGGAAAACAACAACAACGUUGAUAACGUGUGGAAACUACAAAAUUCACGACGUUGCAAUCACAUAAUGCAGAGAAUCGAAGAUGAAAAGCAAAAAAGUUGCGAGAAUCUUGAUCAUGAUCAGUUGAUUGUUGAUUGUAAUGCGUUGUUAGUGGAUAUUGACAAUGAGAUUACGAUCGUUCAUAAUUUCAUCCGUGAUAAUUACCGUCUAAAGUUUCCAGAACUCGAAUCUAUUGUUCGUUACCCUAUUGACUACGCUCGUGUUGUAAAGAAGAUUGGUAACGAGAUGGACAUGAGUUUAGUUCAUGAUCUGCACGAAAUUCUGUCUCCUGCUCUAGUUAUGGUGGUUUCGAUAAGUGGUUCGUGUACCAAUGGAAAUAUUCUUGUAAAAGAUGUUUUACGUAAGACUAUUGAAGCUUGUGAAUGCGCAAUAGAGCUUGAUUCGACAAGGGAAAAGAUCCUUGAUUUUGUUGAAACAAGGAUGGUAAAUAUUGCACCAAAUCUUUCGGCUAUUGUUGGGAGUGCGGUUGCAGCAAAACUUAUUGGGACUGCUGGAGGUUUACCAGCACUAGCUAAUCGUGCAGCUUGUGAUAUUAUGUCUUUUGGGGCCGAGGCCAACAAGGAGAUUCUGACAGGGUUUUCGAGACAAUUUCGUGGAGUUGGUGGUGGUGGUGGUGGUGGUGGUGGUGGCGGCUAUAUUGAGGAGACAAAGAUAGUUCAGAGUACGCCUCCUCGUUGGAGAAAGCAAGCAUGUCGUGUUGUGGCUGCAAAAUCGAUGCUUGUAGCUCGAAUGGAUUCCAUAGCAGGAGAUAAAACUGGAGAGACUGGGAGGAAAAUUUAUCAAGAGAUUUACAAGAAGAUUGAGAAGUGGCAAGAGCUACCACAUCCUAGGAUGUCCAAACCUCUUCCCGUGCCUGAUUUAAGACCGAAAAACAAAAGAGGUGGACGUAGGCUAAGGAAGGCCAAGGAAAGAUAUAGUAUUACGAAAACCGACAAAUUGGCGAAUAGGAUGGCGUUUGGUGUGGCUUGA
Beta vulgaris subsp. vulgaris (sugar beet) is the source of this 1110-nucleotide messenger RNA. Its product is annotated as U4/U6 small nuclear ribonucleoprotein Prp31 homolog. Lineage: Eukaryota; Viridiplantae; Streptophyta; Magnoliopsida; Caryophyllales; Amaranthaceae. The transcript has a single exon. Gene Ontology annotation, cellular component: U4 snRNP; precatalytic spliceosome; U4/U6 x U5 tri-snRNP complex. Gene Ontology annotation, biological process: mRNA splicing, via spliceosome; spliceosomal tri-snRNP complex assembly. Bases 1 to 1110 code for a protein of 369 amino acids. The record is from RefSeq and is a predicted model, not a curated record.